Messenger RNA from Melozone crissalis (California towhee), 1059 nucleotides. Its product is annotated as basic proline-rich protein-like. Bases 1 to 1059 code for a protein of 352 amino acids. Lineage: Eukaryota; Metazoa; Chordata; Aves; Passeriformes; Passerellidae. The transcript is spliced from 2 exons. The record is from RefSeq and is a predicted model, not a curated record.
AUGCAGCCGGCGGCUCUCCCGCCGCCCAGGCACGGAGCACAUCACAGCCAGCGCUGCCCUGCCCUGCGCUGCCUGCAGCCAUCCGCCCAAGCCCUGCGGAUGGAGAUUCCCUUCCUUGCCCCGGGAGAGAGGCGGCUGUCCGGGAAGGUGGAGCAAAGCAGCGCUGUCACACGCGUGCCAGCAGCGACGGGGGACCGAGAGCCCGGGACCUCCCGUGCCGGGGGUACCGCGGAGCGCAGCGGGCACAGCGGCUCCUCCGGCCGCGUUCCGCCUCUCCCGCACCGGGGCUCGACUGCCCCGCACCGGGGCUCAUCCCGGCGAGUCUCGAUAGUCCCGCACCGGAGCUCAUCCCGCCGGGUCUCGAUAGCCCCGCACAGGGAUUCACCCGGCGGGUCUCGGCUUUCCGCACCGGGUCUCGGCUCUCCCACUCUCCGGAGCUCCAACCUGAGCGAGCGAGCUCCGCCGAUAAGGGAGGUCCCGAAGCACAGAUCGCCUUUUGUGUGCGAGCAGCGCGGCGGGCCCGCCCGGCCGGGGGCGAAGCCCGGCCCCGCCGCCGCUCCACGGGAGCUCCCCCCGCCCGGGGCUCCUCCGCCGGGGCCGCGCUCCCCCGGCCCGGCCCGGCCCUGCCCGCCCCGCGUCCCCCGCCCCGCGCCGGGCGGGCCCGUCCCUCCGCGGCCUCCCCCGGUGCGGCGGCGGGGCCGGCGGGGGCCGUUCGGGGCGGAGCGGGGCGCGCAGCCGGGCCCGGGCGGGCCCCGCGGGCCGCACUUACCGCGGGCGCCGCGGGUUCCAUUCGCUGCGGGCAGGAAGCGCGGGCGGGGGCGCCGCUACCAGCGCCGGCAGGAGACAAACCGCGUCCCGCCGCGCCUGCGCCGCCACCCGCGGGCCGCUCCGCGCCUGCGCCAGCCCCGCGCCUGCGCGCUCCGCGGAGCUGGCCCUGUCGCGAUAGGAGCGGGCUCGGCGACAGCGCGGAUAAAUGAUAUUUAUUGUAGCACCGAGCAAAGGGCAGUCUCUGUCCGCGCACGGAGCGGGGCUGUCGCUACCCUUCAAUACACGGGGUGA